AUGGGUGGUCUGAAUCACAAUGACUCCAAUUCGGACCUCGAUCUCUUUGACCAGGAACAUGGUGAUAUAUCGACCAGACCUGUUCCGCGUCCAUUUGAACAAGCUUUAACAGGAGAAGAGCCGUUUCCCACCGUGGUAUCUUCUGCUGCGUCGCUCAAAGAUGUGCAGACCUGGCCCUUCACCCAAAGCGAGAAAGAUGAGGCGCAUGUGGAUUGGAACAUCGAGACACAAGGCCGUCGGGUUGAGUACGAGAACUUGACUGCGAUUGACUGGAUCUUCGAGUACACAAAAGAACGCCAGCGGCUGAGACGACUUCUGGCCACGAGCUCAGGUCUUCCGGGCACAGCCAGACAACUUCUUGAUGCUAGUGUCGUCUGGAUUGUGCUUGUCGCAACGGGCUUGAUGGUUGGCGUUAUCGCUGCCUUCAUUAACAUCGCAGCUGACUGGUUGGGUGAUACCAAAACGGGCUACUGCAAGAGCGUAGGAGCAGAGAAUCAGUUCUACCUGAGCAAGCAGUUCUGCUGCUGGGGUCAUGACGAACUGUCGCAAUGUCAGAACUGGACUCCUUGGAGGAGAGCUCUCCACAUAGGCAAUCUCGGAGGGGCGUAUGUGGUAGAAUACAUCUUCUUCGUGCUCUUUGCGACCCUGUUCGCCGCUUGCUCAGCUGUUCUGGUUCAGUCUUAUUCUCGAUAUGCGAAGCAAAGUGGUAUCCCGGAAAUAAAGAUAAUGCUGGGUGGCUACGUUAUUCAGGAUUUUCUCGGAAUACAGACCCUUGCUACCAAGACGCUUGGAGUUUGUCUAUCGGUAGCGUCUGGUUUGUGGCUAGGCAAAGAAGGUCCUCUGGUACACCUUGCUUGCUGUUGUGCCAGUCUUGCUAUGAAACCUUUUGAGGCUCUCUCACAGAACGAAGCUCGAAAAAGGGAGGUUCUGUCUGCCGCCGCCGCAUCCGGCAUCUCUGUUGCUUUUGGUGCACCUAUAGGAGGUGUGCUAUUCUCGCUCGAGCAGCUAUCUUACUACUUUCCUGACAAGACUAUGUGGCAGUCCUUUGUCUGUGCCAUGGUCGCAGCUGUUACUUUGCAAGCACUCAACCCCUAUCAUACUGGUAAAAUUGUUCUGUUCCAGGUUCGAUAUACUACUGGCUGGCACGGGUUUGAGCUCGUUCCUUUCCUCCUUCUAGGCGUUACUGGCGGUCUUUUCGGGGCUCUCUUCAUCAAGAUCAAUAUGCUAAUAAACAGGUUUCGAAGAUCAGAUGUAUAUCCACUACGGAACAGACCAGUGCUCGAGGUGUCCAUUACCGCAGUCUUUGCAGCUCUCAUCAAUUUCCCAAACCUAUUCAUGCGAGCACAGUUGUCGGAACUAGUCUAUUAUCUCUUCGCCGAGUGCGCUGCUAUUGGCAACAACGAUAUAUUCGGUCUCUGCAAAGCCACACUUGUCGGUAACCUAUCUAUGCUAUCUUUACUUGUGACGGCCGCUGGAUUGGGUACUCUACUAGCAGCCAUCACAUUCGGGCUUCCUAUUCCAGCAGGUAUUAUUCUUCCAUCUCUUGCAAUCGGCGCUCUUUACGGACGAGCCUUAGGUGUCAUCGUGGAGCAAGUCCAUAAGCACCAUCCGGAGUCUUUACUCUUUGCUGCUUGCGAACCAGACAUUCCUUGCGUCACACCGGGCACCUACGCCAUCGUGGGCGCCGCAUCUGCACUGGCAGGAACCACAAGAAUGACUGCCUCAAUUGUAGUCAUUAUGUUCGAGCUGACUGGUGCUCUGACGUAUGUCCUUCCCAUCAUGAUCGCCGUCAUGCUUGCGAAGUGGAUUGGAGAUAUCUUCGGAUCUAGAAGUAUCUAUGAUGCUUGGAUUCAAUUAAAUGAAUAUCCAUACAUUGAUAAUAGGGAGGACGUUGGAGUACCACAAGUUCCAGCUACAAGCAUUAUGACUAGAGUUGAGGAAAUGGCGUGCAUCAACGCAUCCAAGUCCUACUCGGUUGAAGAUCUUCGCAAUCUCCUGCGCAACGCACCUUCUAAGGGGUUUCCUAUUGUCUGUUCCCCAAAGCGAGUGGAAGUUCCCAACACACGGUCAACAAAAACACCCACGAUGCCACACGAUAAUAUUCUCCUUGGCUAUAUUUCUAGAACAGAGUUGGUACAUGCGCUCGAUCACGCUGAGAGACUAGGAGAAGUCUCUAGCUCGAGCAUUCCUGCAAAGACGAUGUGCUAUUUCAUGCAUUCGACUGAUCGAGAAUUGUUGACAAGCAUCGAUCUAAGGCCUUGGAUGGAUCAGACUCCAAUUACUCUUCAUGCAACCUCAAGCCUUCAGCUUGUUGUAUCAAUGUUUCAAAAGUUAGGUCUACGCUACCUUUUGCUGGUCGAACACGGAUGUCUCAGAGGGUUCCUCACCAAAAAGGAUAUCUGGUGGGUGUUGAACGUCAAUGAGGCCCAGAGGAGCUCGAUCACGGCACAAUUUGUCGCUGGUGCUGGCGUGCUCAGGGACGAUCAGGCCUUCGAUAUUAAUGAGGAGGCAGAAGGCUUACUUCGUGAAGACAGGUAA
This is a messenger RNA of Lithohypha guttulata, 2538 nucleotides long. It is a transcript of the gene GEF2, whose product is annotated as chloride channel. Gene Ontology annotation, biological process: transmembrane transport; chloride transport. Bases 1 to 2538 code for a protein of 845 amino acids. NCBI's taxonomy places the organism in Eukaryota, Fungi, Ascomycota, Eurotiomycetes, Chaetothyriales, Trichomeriaceae. The record is from RefSeq and is a predicted model, not a curated record. Gene Ontology annotation, cellular component: Golgi apparatus; plasma membrane; early endosome. The transcript is spliced from 2 exons. Gene Ontology annotation, molecular function: voltage-gated chloride channel activity.